GUUCCGCUACUUGGCAGAUAAAGCACGUGGUACUACUCAGUUUUAACGGUUCAUAUAGCAUUUCAAUUGUGCAGCGACAAUUACAACGUUUGGGAUAGACAUCACAAUCUCUGCGAGUGUUUGUUUUCAUGUUUCUUGGUUUAUUCACUUCGCCAUGCCAGCAACGGUGAAGGCAGUGCUGAUAUCACUGUUGGUGGCAUCACCAGCUCUGGUAUUCUGGGCAUGGCUGGUGAUUCUGCCAGCUAGGUUCACACUCCUGUGUCCAGAUGGAUGCUGGUGCAGUGCUGGAGGAGACAAGAUCGACUGCACCAAUUCAUCAUUAGACAACAUUCCCGUUAUUUUCCACAAGGACGCCAGAUCGCUCACGCUUGAUUCCAACAAUCUCACCUAUUUAAAGAAGGACGCUUUCCUCUCCAGCGGACUGGCGCGCCUUGAGACGCUUAGCAUCGACAAGUGUGGAAUUGUGGGAGUUGAACCAGGUGCGCUCAACGGGCUAACUCUCUUGGUACAGCUGUCAUUAAUGAGUAAUAUGAUACGUGAAAUAAAAGCUCGAACUUUUGGGAAUAUGUCCUGUCUAAAGAGACUUUACUUGGGGUACAACGUCAUUGAGAACUUGGAACCAGAUUCGUUCUUGGGGUUAAGUGAUCUGGAAUAUCUUCACAUGAACGAAAAUAACAUAAAAUACAUACAUCCGGAAUUGUUCAUACACUCACCCAAUCUAGAAUUGUUAAGUCUGGGAAGCAAUCAACAGCUUGAAAUUCCUACGGAUAGUCAUUUCAUAAACUCACGUUCUCUGAAAAGUCUCUUUAUGGAAAACUGCAGUGUGACUUCUAUCUCGAUGAAAACGUUUGCAAAGGUGGCAGGACUGAAAUUACUUGACUUGAGCGCAAAUUGUCUUCGAGAUAUCGAUACAAAUGUUCUCGUUUCUUUGCCACAACUAUCCGCGUUCUAUCUACAUAGAAACCCCCUCCAGUGUGACUGUCAGCUCCUGGAAACGUGGCGACGGUGCAAGGCUCGUAACAUAGAAACAGCGUCUGGUCCCGAUGCGCCGGUAUGUGACGCCCCAAGUGAAGUGAAGGGGCUAUGGUGGGCUGUCUUACAGAGGUCACAGUGCUCACAGGGACACAUAGCUUAUCACGGGGACUACAGCAACAUAAAAUACAAUCAAACUGAUGAUACAUACAUGAACGAAUACGAAAAUUACAUGAAACUCAUAAAGUACGUGCAAGGACCUGUACAUGUGGUUCUUUUUAUAUUUGGCUUCACUGGGAAUUUGGUCCUUCUCGUCAUCAUAAUAUGCAACAAAGAAAUGCGAACCGUUGCCAACAUGUACAUCCUUAACCUCGCGGUAAGCGACAUAAUUACGCUGACAGUGAAUCUGCCUGUCAAUCAUGCAUAUCUGAUGUCAGGCAGCUGGAAACAAGGGCUGUUUUUGUGCAAGUUUUUCGCAUUUUCCCGCAGUCUGUCAGUCGGCCUAUCAGCGUACUCUGUAGCUGUGCUCAGCAUCCAACGAUACAACGUCACGGUGAAUCCCCUACACAUUCGUUUGUUUUCGCCAGCAACGUGUCGUGUUACUAUGGCAGCCAUUUGUGGAGUGUGGAUUGUGGCUUCAGUAUUCGCCCUUCCUUCCGCACUCUCAAUGCAUGCUGAUAUGUACUGCAGCCAUUAUGACAGCCAAAAUUACUAUACAAAAGUCGUUGUGUUUGAACUGCUAGUGGCCUGUAUACUCCCCCUGUGUGUGAUUGUGUUCUCGUACAUAAUGACGGCCCGCCAUCUUGUGAAGAGUUCUCUUCCUAUAUCACAGCAGGUACAGCAUCCUCAAGAGAACACACGCAGAAGUAUAGCAAAGAUUGUGUUGGGGCUUAGUUUUGUUUUUGUAAUCAGUUAUGGUCCUUACCACAUCAUAUGGACGUAUAUAAAUUUGGCAGAUUUUCCUGAAAAAAGGGAAUUAUUUUACACAUAUUCCGUCUCAACAUGCCUACUAGUGUUUAAUUCUUGUUUCAAUCCUGUAGCACUGUGUUGUACCAGCCUUGCUUUCAGAAAGCACUUUAAACGAUACAUCAUGUGUUGUCACAGGAGAAAUGCACCGAACACAAAUUUCGAACUUACAGGUAGUACUUAAUCGAGAAAGCUGGUGGCGGUAACGCCCUACACUACUACCCUGGAGAAUCUUGGUUCGAAUCUCAGCUUCAUUCCAAAUCUUUUCCAAUUUUUCAGUCAUCUUACCAUUCGAUGCCGUAUAGUCUAAAAAUUAACGUCACAAAAUAAACCACAAAACACAAACACUUCGGAUUUAUCAACUGUAUUUUUUUCUUUCUACGCCCGUAAUAUUUAUAUCGUCACGUGUAGGGGUUUGUGCGUGACUUAUAGACGGGUUCUGGAUUGGAUAAAGUGGAUUUAUUGAUGCCUUGUGUACACCACUUGGAACUAGAGGAAGUUAUGGCGCUGUUGCUAUUCUCACAUUUCAAAUCACUCCACAAUAUCUUCUCAAUUUACUUUCACUACUCUUUACUUGCUAACCGCUCUCAACAAUUGCUAUUUCACUGCGAAGUUUUCACUAGACGUUUCCUGGUAACGGAUCUUAGCUAUGGAGAUUCUUCAGCUUCCGUUAUCCG
Cryptotermes secundus is the source of this 2615-nucleotide messenger RNA. Its product is annotated as neuropeptide CCHamide-1 receptor-like. The record is from RefSeq and is a predicted model, not a curated record. The coding region runs from base 155 to 2122 and encodes 655 amino acids. The transcript has 2 exons. NCBI's taxonomy places the organism in Eukaryota, Metazoa, Arthropoda, Insecta, Blattodea, Kalotermitidae. Gene Ontology annotation, biological process: G protein-coupled receptor signaling pathway. Gene Ontology annotation, molecular function: G protein-coupled receptor activity; protein binding. Gene Ontology annotation, cellular component: membrane.